Messenger RNA from Lodderomyces elongisporus, 435 nucleotides. RefSeq lists its product as uncharacterized. Bases 1 to 435 code for a protein of 144 amino acids. Gene Ontology annotation, cellular component: Vps55/Vps68 complex; endosome. Gene Ontology annotation, biological process: late endosome to vacuole transport via multivesicular body sorting pathway. NCBI's taxonomy places the organism in Eukaryota, Fungi, Ascomycota, Pichiomycetes, Serinales, Debaryomycetaceae. The transcript has a single exon. The record is from RefSeq and is a predicted model, not a curated record.
AUGAAUCCUUUGAACAAAAUCAUCUUUUUGUCUGCAUUUCUUGCAUCAGGGUUUCUCCUAAUCCUUCUAUCUUGUGCGUUGUACAAUAAUUACAAACCGUUAUGGGUCAUCUUUAUUUUCCUCAUGGCGCCACUUCCGAACAUCUUGGCAAACUCAAUUGAAGCACAACGAGACUAUAAUUUUCUAACAUUCAACGAUUACGGAAAUGCUCAGGACCUGAACCUGUCACCUUUACAAGAGUUCAGCAAGUUUGUUACAGGACUAUUGAUUGUUAGUGGUGUAGCGUUGCCGUUGAGUUUAUACCAUUGUGGGUUGAUACAACUCGAGCUGUUCCUUAUGAGUGUUUCCGGUGGGUUUAUCGUUUAUGGUGACAUAAUUUUGUUUAUGUGGUUUUUCAGUAGUGAAGUUGAAGAAAAUGAUGACUUUAAUUUUUAG